Entamoeba nuttalli P19 is the source of this 2796-nucleotide messenger RNA. Its product is annotated as TPR repeat protein. Gene Ontology annotation, biological process: negative regulation of DNA-templated transcription. The record is from RefSeq and is a predicted model, not a curated record. NCBI's taxonomy places the organism in Eukaryota, Evosea, Mastigamoebida, Endamoebidae. The transcript has a single exon. Bases 1 to 2796 code for a protein of 931 amino acids. Gene Ontology annotation, molecular function: protein binding.
AUGGAACAUAAAAGCAAAUCAAAACAAAGAAAAUGUGUUCUUGAUGGGGUUGAUAUUGAAAAGGUUAGAAAACUUUCUCGAGAUAGAUCACUUGUUAUUUUAAAAAUCAGAAAUUUUGGAACAUUAAACAUAGGAAAUCCUCAAUUUAUGUCAAAAGAUGAUGAGGAAUCAGAAAAUGAAGGAAUGAUAGAAAUACCAGUUAAAAAAGAAACCCAUUUACCAGAAAAACAUCAUCACCACCACCAUUCAAAAAAGAAAAUAAAAAGUAAAGAAGAACCUCAAAUUCAAGAAACUACUCAAAAGACUUAUAAACAAGAAACAGAAACUGUUAAUAAGAAGAAUAAGCAAGAUAACAUUUAUUCAGAAGAUAAUGAAACUAGUUUAGAAGAAAGAAUAAAUGACGCAAAAAGAGUGAUGGCUGAAGAACGCAAAAAGGCAAAAGAAAGAGGUCAAUCUACAAAACAACAAAAACCUAUUGAAGUUAAAAUUCCUGAACCACUACCUAAUGAUAAUAUAAGUUAUGGUCCUAAAAGAAGUAAAGGAUUUAAAAUUGAAGAAAUUGAUGAUAAUAACCGUGUUAUUGGAGAAAUUACUCCUAUGAAUGAUCAAAAUGAAAAAAGUGUUCCAAAGAAUUUUGCUAAUGCAACAAAUGACCCACAGAUUGAUCAAGAAUUAGCAAUUGGAUAUCUUUUAGUCAAUAAUGGAAAAUUACAAGAAGCAGUUAAUUAUUUAACAAAAUUUCUUCAAAAACACCCAAAUGUAUGUGGAGGAUAUAUUGCACGUGGAACUGCUUAUGCUAUGAUUGGUCAAUACCAAAUGGCAGUUGAAGAUUUUAGUAGUGCUGUUAUAAUAGAUCCAACAAAUGCCGAUGCACAUAAGCGAAGAGGACAAACACUAAUUGCCUUAGGUAAGAUUGAUGAAGCUCUUGUAGAUAUGAAUGAUGCUGUAAAAUAUGGAGGAGAAAAAGAUGUUGACUGUUAUAAACAACGUGGUAUUUGUUACCAAAUGAUACGUAAUUAUGAAUUAGCUCGUGAUGACUUUGGUGUCUGUGUCAAACGUUCUCAGGGAGAUUACAUUGCAUGGAAUCAUUAUGGAUUAAAUAAUACAGCAUUGGGAUUAUUCAAAGAAGCAGCUGAAGCGUUUGGUCGUGCUGUUUCAAUUAAACAAGAUUUUGUUGAUGGAUAUGUUAAUCUAUUCCAAUUAUUGAAAGACGCUGGAAAACCAAAGAAAGCAGAAGAAGUAUUUAAAAUCAUAUUUAGACUUGCUCCAAAUCAUUGUUUUGCUCACUAUUUAAGAGGGGUAUUAUUCCAACAAAUUGGACAUCAUAUUAAAGCAACAAAAGAAUUUGCAAUUGCUAUUUCAAAUGUUAACAAUCAACAAUAUGGAUUAGAAAAAGAAAUUGAUAAACAAGUUGAUUUAUAUCGUUAUAAUGGUGUGACAUUAUCUGCGUCUGGACAAUUUAAAGAAGCUAUUCUUUCAUUUGAUCAGGCAGUUGAUAUUAAAAGUGAUGAUAGUGCUUGGUAUAUGAAAGAAGUAGCAUUAUACACACACCAUUUAUUAGACCAUAACUUUACAGAAUGGAAUAUUGAUUCAUUUGAUCCAUUAUUUAAAGAAGGAUUUUGUAAACACCUUAUUCCUGCUGCCUUACAUAGAUAUGAAGAACAAGCUUCAUACGAUGACACUAUUCCAGAUGUUAGUGAAACAGAUUUACCAAGCCAAAGUGUUAUUGACAAAAUUUUAAUUCCUGCAAUGAACAUCGGUAAGUAUAUGCAGUAUGACUCACAAGGAUUUGUGCAUAAUGCUUCUCAAUAUCUCAUGGGAGGAUUAGCAGCAAUUAAUAUUGGACAAUACAUAAGAGAAACUAUUCCUGAAUGGAUUAAGGGUGGGUUAGAUGAAGAAAGUGCUAGAAAAUUGCUUGACAAAAUACAAUGGAGAACUUUAAUGGAAUUAUCUACAAAGUGGAGACAAAUAUCUGAACCAAAUGACCCUGUCUAUUGGAUUGAUUUAUUAACACCUGAACAAUUUGAAGAAGGAUUUGGAUCACAUACUCCAAUGUACACUGGACAAGGAAGAGUAAUUAGGUACUUCUGUCAAUAUGACCGGGCAUUUAAAAUAGUUCAAGAACUACUUCCUAAACAAGUCCAGUUAAAACCAGAAUGGGUUAAAGUGGUUAAAGAAGCAAAAAAUAUAGGAGAUAUUCUUAGAGUUGUUGAGUCUAAUUUCCAAGUUACGACCCCAUGUAGAUCUGAUAAUUUUGAUGAUCCCAAAACAGGAGAAAGAAUUAUCUAUGAAGGAACCAACCUAGUUACUGAAAUGAAAGAACCAGUAGGAUAUGAUUUUGCCAUUAAAACGCCAUGCAAAAAAUCAAGAUGGAUAUUGUAUGAUAAAGAACUUGAAGCAUGUUGGAAGAAGUUAGCAUUAUUAAUACUCACAAGAAAAGGAGAAAAAAAUGAAGAAGAGAAAAUUUUACGGGCUAUGUUUUCUUUCACGUUUUUCUGGUAUAAUUUCAUGCCACUAACUCGUGGAACUGCAGCAGGAGGGUUUGUGUUUAUGAUGUCUGUAUUAGCCUCAAUAGGUAAGCAAAUUGGUAAACAUAUUCCACAAGGAAUGCAAACUGAUUGGGAAGCUAUUUUAUGUGAAUAUCCACAUAAAUUUAGUGAUGUGAUGUAUAAUUGGAUGAAAGAUUCAAUAAUACCAUUUAAUAUUGAAUCUGUUCCAAAGAUAGAAGAAGAAAUACCAACUGUUAGAAAAGUGGUUGAAUGUUUUAAUUAUUGUCCACAAAUAAAAUGCGAAUAA